Paramuricea clavata is the source of this 3657-nucleotide messenger RNA. Lineage: Eukaryota; Metazoa; Cnidaria; Anthozoa; Malacalcyonacea; Plexauridae. The record is from the annotation of a GenBank genome assembly.
UCCGCGGCAACUUCAAGAAAUAUGAAGAUGCUUCAAGAUGGCAUUUCAGAUGACGAGUUUUAUAAAUCCUUUGCCAAGAUUAUCAGACACUGAGUGGUUUUCCCUGGAUGAAAGACUUGAUGAUGAUGCUUUAUUGACACAAGAAGAAGAUGAAUAUAAAUUUAUGGUACAACGAGUCUGACUUCCACUAUAAUUUUGUCGCUUUCUGUGUUGGAGGAUUGUUUUGAAUGAGCACAAAGGGGCGUACCCAGGGUUGGCAAAUGUUCUUAUAUUAGUUGUUCUUAUAUGUUCUUAUAUUAUAUAAGAAUAUUUUUUUGUGAGGCAAAAAUGUUCUUAUAUUUUCUUAUAUUGUAAAUUUUAACUAUUUGACAUUCAUCCUGAAAAUAAGAUAUACAGAUAAUAGUCAUAUAAAUACAGCAGUGAUAACUAUUUUUAUAAUUUUGAAAGCCAAGAUGUUACAGCAACAUCUAAAUUCUAAAAUUGAAUCGUCAUUUUAGGAUUUUGGAUGAUGUCAUAAUAUGACAUCAUCAAAGUUUUUGAAAAUGUUCUUAUAUUGCAAAAAAUGUUCUUAUAUUAAUAUGAGAAAUAAGAACAUUUUAUUUUUAAAAAAAUGUUCUUAUAUCCAACCCUGGGCGUACCCUCAACCUAAUCGUGUACCGAAAACCUCUGAAUAUACGCCCACCCGAAUAUAAGCUCCCCCGUGUAGAAGCCACCAUUUUCACUAAAUGCUCAGGCCAUUCUGACCCAAAUAUUUAAGCCCCUCCGUGUAUAAGUCCACAUGGGCUUAUUAUUGGAAUUGGACAACAGGUCAUGCAGACGAGUGACGAUAAUUACAUUACAGUAUUAUAAAUUUAUUAAUAUGUUAACCAACUUGUUUUAUCAUGUGUAAUAUAUACUGUAUGUUUAUAUUUCUUUUCGUUCACGAUGUAGUUGACAGGUACAAUAAAUAUUGUUACUAACACAAAAUGUCGUCUGUAUAUAAGCCCGGACCCCAAAUAUAAGCCCUCCAAUGUAUAAGCCCUCCAAUGUAUAAUCCCAUCAAAAAAUGCUUGCGAAUGAAUAUAAGCCCAGGACUUAUAUUUGGAGGUUUACGAUAUAUAUGUUAAUUUAUAUAUAAUAGAUAUCAGUUGUGCAAAUAUCCCACACUGCACAGUAAGGCAAGUGCACACUCAAGAAAUUAUUACUUUUCACACAUUGAAGUUGCCACGCAAAAUGUUAAUUUGAUGUUUUGAUGUAAACCCACUCACCCAACCUUGAAAACGUUAAGCGUGUCAUACCUUAUAUUAUGUCAUACCUAAGAUUUUUUAAAAAUAUUCAUUUUACCAGUGAAAUUUGUGAAAACAUCACACAAUAACACAAUUGUGCACUUGCACACCUAAAUAAUUGUCUUGCACAUCAAAGAUCUCAUAAAAACUUGCCAUACUCUUCAGUCUGGCAUAUCGAGAAAGUACUAGGGGCCUUUUGGCAGGUGCUGGUUGGGUUUGGUUAGGAUAAUCACACCAUGCAGUUACAAAUCCUAUAGACUUGAUCUUAUUCCGAGUUAUUCACUAAACUCUCAUAAGCUAUCUCAACUUUCUCACAUGCAACAACAAUAUACACUUUAGUUGAUGCCAAAGAAUGAGUGACAUGGAGUAAGUCUAGGGGGAGAGGCAUGGGGCUAGGGAACUGUAUUGUUAUUUACCAUUAUAAUUAUAAACAUAUCAAUGACAGUUUUUAACCCUAGAUGAAAGAAAUUGCAGAUAAAGGCUAUGACCUCCUCUCAAUUGGAGAAACUAAAGAAACAUCAGAGGUAAGAUGUUCUCCAAGAAUUUCCCUUGAUGAGAUUUUUAACCAUUUCAGCGCCAGUGCUCUCUCCUUGCUGAGUAAAAUUGUCCGGUGUUAGACACUACUAACAGUAAAAUAAUUAAGUAGGGUGCAUUGGGGUGUACUGCAACUCAAUGGGUUAAAAUUGUCUUUUGUUUAUAGACAGGCUUAAAAUUUAAAAAGUAGGACACAUCUCAGCUGGGUACUGUAAAUGUCCAACAUAUAAGUCUCUCCCCCUACCCUGUAUCAGCCCACCAUAUAGUUACUAAUGCUCAGACAGGUCUCUAAAUAAGUGUUGGACUGUUGGUCAUUCGUCAUUGACUAGUAAAUUUUUCAAUUUGACCAGCAAAUAUUAUCACUUACCUGACACACAUGACAGGUGAAAUUUUUAAUGAAAAAAUGCAUAGCACACAAGUGGAUUUGUGUGUCAUUUGGAAAACAAUUGUUUUGUUUAUAUACUUUAUAAAACAUUUGGAUGCUGUAGGCCAAUAAAACAAAAUUUUAUCCACAUAUUAUUAAGCACUCCUUGGUAUAGUCCCCUAGUACUAGCCCUCCUUGGUAUAAUUCAGCCCUCCUCGGUAUUAAUCCCCACAGAUUGUUAAAUUAAUGUUUAUGAACAAAUAUAAGCUCUGGACAUACUUAUAGUCAGAGGAUAUAUUUGAUCUCUUGAACCAUUUGAAUGAGCAAAUUUAUUUCAAACCCCAAAAUACAGGCAAAUAGCUGAUCAGUGGGAUCAUAACUACAGUAUGGUGGGAUCUUAAGCCAUAUUAUAUGAGGACAUUAAAAAAUUGUGCACUUCAUGCCUGUAUACAUUUCUUGCAACAUAAUUUGCAAAUGGUAACAAAAACAUAAUUUGCAGUUAGCCCCGCAGAUUUGGGACUGUGUAGCUUGCAAGUUGCGAUGAGGGACCGGACCCAAGGGCAAUUGGGCCUGAGAAGGUCAAUUAUUAAAUCACCUAUUAAAUCUGGUUGGUAAAUAUUGCAAAACGAUACUGGAAAAGAGUUUUGUACUAAAGAUGUUAGUGUGCACAACACUUUCUGACCCAGGUUUUCAGAAAUAGAUCCUGCAGUCACUUGCAGGUUACACCCAUGGAGCGCUUAAUAGUGUGUAGUGGUACUGAGAUCCCCAAUGAAGCAAUAAUAUAUAAACACAUCCAUGAUUAUGCAAACCUCUGCUUAUAAAAUGCUAGGAACAAGCUUCAAACUUCGCAUACAUAUCAAUAUUUUUCCAUUUGUUUUGUUGUUUUAGGUAGCAGAUGGUGAUGAAGAGGAUAUAGAUGGUGAAGAUGAAGAGUCAGCUGGAGUGCUUGAUGAUGAAACUGAUGAAUAUGAUGGAACAAGUCCUGAAGCUGGUGGAGCCAUAUUAAAUCCUAAUCUGGAGGUAUCAAGUUCUGGCAUAUCUUAAUAAUGCACCAUACUUUUUUAUGAUAUUGUGGCUACCAGAGUACCAGACAAUUUAUAUGUUAAAUUGUAAAUUGUUGGGGAUUAAUGGUUUAAUUAAAUACAAUCCAGCAGCUGCUUGACAUUACAUGACUGGGGCAUAACAUUUGCAGCAUAUAUGUGUAUAUAUAAUCUACAUGGACUAUAUUUUGUUUAUUUUUUGACAAAGGUUGAUAUGGAUGAAAGUGCUGGAGUACUGCCCGAUAUACAAGAACCCCCCUCCUCUUCCUGGAUGUAAUUCCAUGCUACUGUAAACUGCCAUGCCAACUGGUCUAUAACAACAGAACUGGAUUAAAACUCUGUACAAUGACAUUCUGUCAUACAAGUUAACUAGUGAAUGGCAUAUUGUGUAAUAUAAAUUGUAUUUAUAGUAAAAUAGAAUGUUGGAUGCCUAUAUGCCAAAAGAGGCAAAGUA